This is a messenger RNA of Humulus lupulus (European hop), 1967 nucleotides long. RefSeq names its product AT-hook motif nuclear-localized protein 22. Gene Ontology annotation, molecular function: DNA-binding transcription factor activity; minor groove of adenine-thymine-rich DNA binding. NCBI's taxonomy places the organism in Eukaryota, Viridiplantae, Streptophyta, Magnoliopsida, Rosales, Cannabaceae. The coding region runs from base 504 to 1466 and encodes 320 amino acids. Gene Ontology annotation, cellular component: nucleus. Gene Ontology annotation, biological process: vegetative to reproductive phase transition of meristem. The record is from RefSeq and is a predicted model, not a curated record. The transcript has 2 exons.
CUCUCCCAACCCACCCUCUUAAAAAAAAAUAGAAAAGGUACAAGCAAUACACAGCUUCAAAACCCCCUUAUACCCAAUCCAUUCAUAUAUUUCUUCUUACUAGCUAGUCUCUCGUUUUUCACUUCUUGCGUUUCUAAUUCUCUCUCGAACCCUUAACCGAAACCCAAUCUUAUUAAGCUUCCUCAUCCUUUAUAGUUGGUCAGAAAAAGAGAGAGAGAGAGAGAGAGAGAGAGAAAACCCUGGAAAUAAAGAAAUCUCUCUCUGCAGAAAGAUUAAAAAAAACUCACAUGAGCUUUGUUUGGAUGCUGCUUCCUAAGGGAUCAAAAAGAUGAGGAUUUACCAGCUCUUUCAGUUGAAAAUUUGGUGGGUUUGCUGAAGAAGAAGAAAAAAAAACAGCUUUAGCCAUUUUAUCCCCUCUUUUCGAUUUCCCCUUUUCUUGGUGAAGUUAUCUACUUGACCAAGUGAGUAUAUAGUAUCAGAAAUUGAAAAAACCGAUUAAAAGAAUGGAUCCAAUUGCUGCUGCUCACGGCCGUCCUCUACCACCUCCUUUCCUAGCGAGAGAUCUUCAUCUCCAUCACCCUCACCACCAAUUUCAACAACACCACCAACACCAGCAACAAAAUUCUGAAGACGAACAAAACAGCAGCGGCGGAGGUGGUGGUGGUGGUUUAAGUCACCGCGGAGGCAUGAAACGCGACCGAGACGAAAACAACGCCAUUGAUGGGAAGGACUUAUUAGUCUCACCAGGAAGCGGCGGUGGAGGAUCAGGAGGAGAUUCCGAGAUCACAAGAAGACCACGGGGACGUCCCGCGGGAUCGAAGAACAAGCCGAAGCCCCCCAUCAUCAUCACUCGGGACAGCGCCAACGCCCUCCGCUCCCACGUUAUGGAAAUCGCCAACAGCUGCGACAUCAUGGACAGCAUGUCCGCCUUCGCUCGCCGCCGCCAGCGAGGAAUUUGCAUCCUCAGCGGCAGCGGAACUGUCACUAAUGUCACCUUAAGGCAACCGGCUUCCCCCGGCGCCGUCGUCACCUUACAUGGCAGGUUCGAGAUUCUCUCCCUAUCAGGAUCCUUUCUCCCCCCGCCUGCGCCUCCAGCGGCUUCUGGAUUGACCAUAUAUUUGGCUGGGGGACAAGGCCAGGUGGUGGGUGGAAGCGUUGUGGGGCCACUCAUGGCUUCGGGUCCGGUUGUUAUCAUGGCAGCUUCCUUUGGUAAUGCGGCGUAUGAGAGGCUUCCGCUUGAGGAGGAUGAAGGACAGGUUUCGAUUCCUGGUGGGAGCGGAGGCUUGGAAUCGCCUGGAAUCGGGGGAGGAGGAUCAGGAGGACAACAGCAGCCACCACAGUCUCAGCAACUAUUGCAAGAUCCAAACUCAUCGCUAUUCCAUAAUAACGUGCCUCAGAAUUUGUUGAAUUCAUGCCAAUUGACUUCGGAUCAGGGCUACUGGGGAACACCUAGACCACCGUAUUAACUUUUUUUUCUUUCUUUCUUUUCUUUUCUUUUCAAAAGAAGACUUUCUCUCAUGAUCGAUCAAUAUCAUGUUAUUCCAUCAUCAGUUAAUUUGGUCUCUCUCUUUCUCUCUCUUUCACUAUAUGCAUCCCUAUAUCGAUCUUCUCUUUGUUUCAACUUUUUUCUCUUCUUAAUUGUCAGGUUUUUUCAUUAUUCUUCUUUACAAGUUUCGAUUUUUUUUCUCUUUUCAAUGUUUAAUUUAUUGGAGAUGUUAAGAAUUCAUCGUCGGUCUUUUGAUUGAAGAAGAAUGUACAAAUUUUCUUAAUUUUAUGAUUUUAUGCUUCUUUUUAUUUAUUUAUUUACUUAUCUUUGUGGAUAUGAUGAUCAUAUAUAUUUGAUAUUUGCCGGAAUAGUUACUCAAUUUCGGGCGGUCCCAACUGAGUCAUUGACGGUAGCUUAAAGCUUAAGUAGCUAGCUAUAUAUAUAAGCUAAGCUAAGUUGGCCAGCAAAAGAUGGAUCCUCC